Molecule: messenger RNA, 2143 nt
Organism: Colletes gigas
Lineage: Eukaryota; Metazoa; Arthropoda; Insecta; Hymenoptera; Colletidae
Gene: Unc-76
Product: fasciculation and elongation protein zeta-2
Exons: 9
Coding region: 190-1365 (391 amino acids)
Cellular component (GO): axon; cytoplasm
Source: RefSeq, a predicted model, not a curated record
UCUCGCAUGCGGCGGAUUGUGCGUGGUACUCGGAUUGUUUUUACGUGUUCUCGCCCUUUCUCGCCUACCCCCCGUGAAAUACCGUAAAACAAAGAAGACGGAGCGCCUCGGGGGCGCCGCCGCAAGUGUACGGUGCCGAAUUUCAUCGCGGUGAUCGACUCUGCUCCCGGGUUGUCCACACGGUCAAUAAUGAGGGACAUGGCGGGCAAGAUCGCCGAGUUGAAGUUCGAGGCACCCCUCGCACGAUUCGAGGAGGAGGACACAGCCAGCCUGAAGAAUAUGAACCUGCUGACAGAACAAUUGCUGGAUGCCAGCCUGGACGCGGAUUAUGGCGAGAAUUGCAACGCGAACGAGCCGCCGACGUCGACCCACGAAAAUGGCACCGCUGAUACCCUCCACGAGGGGACAUUCAGCCCCUUCAGCGGCAGUCUCGAGGACCUUGUUAAUACCUUCGACGAGAAGAUAACAUCCUGCUUUCGCGAUUACGGCACCGACGUCGAAUCUUUGGCCCCCGUGCAAGUGAGGACACAGGAAGAGAUCAUGAACGAAUGCCAAAUGUGGUGGACGAUCACUGGCACGUUUGGUAACAUGCUACCGAUCGACUGGAGCAAAUCGUACGCGAGGAAAAUGCACAUGCCUGCGCUAAAUCUGAACGAAGCACCGAUAUCGAACGACAGACCGGAACUAGAGGAUUUAAGUAGCGAAGACGAGGCUGUUGCAACUGAUUUGGACAUGCAUGCUUUGAUAUUGUCCAGCAGCACCGACACGCACAGUCCAGAGGAACCAAUGAAGACUGCCGAGGAAGUACUCCGCGAAAUAGACGACAUAAUGCAAGAGAGUCCUUCGAUGGAGAGAUCGCCAGAUUCGGAUGGCUCCUUAUUGGAUAGCGACGAGGCUCUAGAAAGGAGCAGAGAGGUUCUCGGCUCGCCGCUUCACGAGAAAAAGCUGAAACAACUUAGCUGCAGUCAACUGACCGAGCUACUUGGCGAAAUGGAAUCGUUGGUCGGAGCUCUGAGCGAGACUCUGAUCGCGGAGCUAGCGUUAAGGGACGAGUUAGAGUACGAGAAGGAGCUGAAAAAUCAGUUUAUCUCGUUGCUGUUAGCAGUACAAAACCGCCGUAGGCAGCAUCACGUUACAAAAAAACGAAAUCAAAUGCAAAAUGGUACUAGUCCUUUGCCAAAACAUAGAUCUCUACACGAAUCCAAGUAUCUGACGACUGUAAUCCCAUACCAUACGGAUAGUGGCCCACCAGAUAAUCAAGCUUUACAGGUUCUCAUAAAAAUAUUAAAAGCAAUUAACGAAGACAGUCCAACCGUACCUACUUUAUUAACGGAUUAUAUACUCAAAGUACUGUGUCCCACUUAGUGAGAGUACCGUAAAGCUCACGGGAAAAAAUCGAUGAAAAUCAGGAAAAAAUGAUAUUAAAUAUUGAGGAAUACAAUUUGCUCUCUUCUUCUUGCCAGUACGCUUUCAGCCAUUGUUGUGCCGCAUACUCUUGCGUUAAGGCAGGCAAUUUUUUGCUUCUGAGUUGUGUCUCGAAUUACACUCUCUAUUGACCAUAGAGUUUAGGUAGGGUCCCGUGACACUCGCAUCUAGUCUUAUUUUAUAUAUUAUAAUGUGUAUAUUAAUUUUACAUAAGAUACAUUUCUGAUAAUCUGUGUAUGCGCUCUAUGGAAUACCUCUUAUUGUACGUGAAUUAUACAAUCUUCGUUUUUGUAUACGUCAUAAUGGAUUUCGUGACGAUUCAGUUUUUGUAAUUUUUUGUACAUAAAGAUUUUAUCGAAAUAUGUGUGAGCAAAGUUUACUAUAUCACCGAGAAUACUUAUAUUUAUCUAGAGAAAUAUACCUGACAACUUGUAGUUCACUAUCAGAGGGAGGAGCAUAUUAAGCUUACGGAAUUAGUGUAUAUUGUUGUAAUGUCCAUAUGUAUCUAAAAUUAAAAUUAACUAGUAACAUUGACGCGCAAAAGUAAAGGCAUCCCGUUACUCGAAUCACUCCUUCACAAAUGUGUAAUUUACUUGAAAACUGUUAACUGACUGUAUGCAAAACUGGCAUUAAAAAUUCUUUGUGUACAGCAACACAGUUGUUCUGAUGCAUUGUGCAGAUAUUAGAAAUAUUGUGUUUGUUGAAAUAAAGAAAUAAA